CCAGAACUUGAAGUUUUGGCAUAAGUUCUGCACCCUGUUCCAGGAUUCUGAGGAACAGUGCGCUUGUGUGACUCUGACAGAGUUGAGGAUUCAGCCUUGAGGCGCUAGUGAAGUGGAUUUGCUGCUACACUGAUCUACGUACAGGCAUUGGCGUUUAUAACGAGCAGCAAUACCGUAGGGAGCAUGCGGGGCCACCUUACUGCUCCACACUCAACCAGCGCUCAGUCUUCCCCUUCCAGUCGUCCACCUUUGAACUUCCAAUGAGAUUUUGUAUGCCCCUUAAAUUGGUCUCUUCAUGAACUUUUUGACGCCCCCCAGAUUUGACAAGCAGACUGAAUGAUGGAUCUUAGCCGGGCCUUGAAUCGUAUCCUCCACCUCCAGCACCACUUGAGACCCGAUGCGACUGCCACAUCAGCACCGCUGGGGUUUGCUGCUGAACUUUUGGAACUUUCUCCCAGCCAGGCCCUAACGCAAAGUGGAUGGCUUCCAAACAAGGGGGGCCAGCCAGUGGUGAUUGGGGGCAUGGUGAUGGACGUUCAGGGCAUGACUGCAAAGGAGCACACGUUGCAGAGGGGAACGACCACCCCUGGAAAAGUGUUCUUUACCCAUGGGGGUGUUGCAAGAAAUGUUGCAGAGUGCAUGGCGUGCCUCGGAGCCCCCCCUUUUCUGAUCAGUGUGCUCGGACGGGAUCCCCCCGGAGAGGCGAUGUUCGCGCACUGGCAGGAGUUGGGGCUACCUCUGGAAGGCAUCCUGCGGAAGCCGGGAAUCGCCACACCCAUCGUAUCCGCCAUUCUCGACACCGGCGGCGAGAUUGCUGCAUCGAUUGAUGACAUCACGGCGAUCGAGGAGCAUCUGACGCCGGACUGGAUUCUCCGUUUUGAGGACGUCAUCGCUGCAGCGCCGAUCGUAGUGUUGGACGCGAACCUGCUUCCGGAUGCCAUCUGGACGGCGUGCCAGAUCGCUGCGAAGCACGGUGUCCCGACCUGGUUCGAGCCCGUCUCUGUUAGCAAGUCGACGCGCGCCACUCGCGCGCUCAGCCUCGUCACCUUCGUCUCGCCCAGCGAAGAAGAAGUCGCGUCCAUGGCGGCCGCGGCGUUUGAAGCAGCGUCCGGAAAGUUUGAAUUGCCAGGACGUUCCAGGACGUCGAAAGCGUCCCCAGCGUUCGAAGCGUCCGCAGCUCAGUCGAAGCCGGCGUCGGCCCCUUUCUUUAGAGCGUCCGAAACGUCCGGGGCGUCUGAACCGUCCGCCGCUGCCUCGGAACUAGACCCGCGCUCUUUUCUUGGGGCGUCCGAGUCGUCUGGAAGCUCGCAAACGAGUCCACGCGUCUCAAACGGAGCGUCCGCAUCCUUUUUCGGUGCUCAAGUGUCCGAAACGCCUCGACCGUCCGGAUUGCGGGGCUUCCACUGCGGCUGUACUCCGUCACGUGAUCCGGACGACUCGGCGUCGUUCGAAAAGAAGUUUGCGCUUGUGGGAGUAGAGGGGCUCCGACGGGAAGGUUUGGCACACUGCACUUGCGAAAUAUGCGGGCCAAAGUCUGCCACGUGUAGGCCAGAGUCACAACGCGGUCGCGCGGAAUCAAGCUCGGGUGAUCACGGUAGUUUGAAAAGGGGAUUCCGGAUACAGGGCGACUUUUCGGACGGAGUCAACAUUCGCGGACACUUUCGGACGGGCUCAACGGAGGCCCUCCCCUCUGUGGACGAGAGAUCAAGCGGAUUGCGGGAGAUUCACCGGGAGACAGUGGCCGACGUCAUUCGGCGGUACGAACCGGACGUCCGAAAGAUCUUGGAUGCGGGCGUCCGGCACGUGGUCCUGACGCUUGGGGCGAGGGGCGUGUGCGUGAGCCGGUUCGCGAACCAGGACGAAUACCGGUUAUCCCUACGGAACGGAACCCACUCGGAAGGGGAAGCUCAAAGCAGCAGCCCGCACCAUAGUCAAGGUUAUCGGUCAGGGCCUAACGAAGAUUGGAGUCAUGCGGAGCGUUCAGGGAGACCAAUUGCAGUUUCACGCAAAAGUGUCAGAGUUGGAACCUUAAGCUCGCCUCUCGCCACGGAACCCAUACAACCCCCGCCGUUUUCUAGUCAUCAAACCCCGGGUUCGUGUCAGCCACUUACCUCCGCAUCUUACGCUGCCGUUCCAUCUAGCGCGAGCGUCCGGCGCAUCGUCCAUCAUCAUGUUCCGGCACUGCCUGCCCGGGUGGUCGGGUUAACCGGGGCUGGGGACUCGGUUGUAGCGGGAACUGUGGCCGGGUUAGUGACGGGUCAAGCCGCUAACCCGGUCGAAGCUGCGGCGUUUGGGGUGGCGGCCGCGAAGCAGACGGUCCAGUCGGCGCAGAACGUGCCCGAAGGGUUGUCUUUGGAGUCAAUAAGAGGUGAUGCCGCUGUCGCUCUUAGUUUAAUAGCACGCUUAAGCUAAGCUGCAAACGGUUUAUCGGAGCAUGCAAACAGCGCAACUGCCUUGAAAGCAGGUGACAUGCUCGUUCGAAAUAGUUCAGUAGGGCUUGUGUACUAGGCCGUGCAGCACCGGCCAUGAAGCGGUGGAUCGGCACACCACAGGUAGCAUAAGAAACUCAAUACUAAGUCGAAAGUGGGUUAAUUAUCAGGGUCGUUGCAGAAAUCGGUCGAUUUCUAGCAACCUCAUAAGAAAGUCUAGUAGCGGCGCAAUCGAGCGCACGUGGUCAGAUUGAGCGACUGUGUUAGAUGGACUAUACAACAGUGCCAGGGCUUAAGGCCGGGCACAUCAAUCUGCUUUGAAGACCAUCGUAGUGCCUGACGUUCAG
Messenger RNA from Klebsormidium nitens, 2776 nucleotides. The record is from the annotation of a GenBank genome assembly. NCBI's taxonomy places the organism in Eukaryota, Viridiplantae, Streptophyta, Klebsormidiophyceae, Klebsormidiales, Klebsormidiaceae.